This is a messenger RNA of Danio rerio (zebrafish), 3192 nucleotides long. RefSeq names its product opsin 4.1 (gene opn4.1). Gene Ontology annotation, biological process: G protein-coupled receptor signaling pathway; visual perception; signal transduction. Gene Ontology annotation, cellular component: plasma membrane; membrane. The record is from RefSeq and is marked validated. Gene Ontology annotation, molecular function: G protein-coupled receptor activity. Lineage: Eukaryota; Metazoa; Chordata; Actinopteri; Cypriniformes; Danionidae.
AGAGAGCAUAACAGAACUGUUUGUUAUUUAAUCCCUUUGUUCCACUUCUCUUAAAAGAUUUAUCUUUACUUUUUGUACACAACAGAUAUACAACACGAAAACAUCAACCUGCUCAGCAUGAGCCAUCACUCUUCAUGGAGAGGGCAUCACUGUGCCCCUGGAGACAUCAACUGCACCGCAGGCUUUAAGGAAUCUUUGGGAAGCAGAAACUACAAGUUGCUCCAUGUGCCUGUCCAUGGGCCAACCCACAGCCACCACCAUGAUCCUCCACACCCUUUCCCCACCGUGGAUGUUCCGGAUCAUGCCCACUACAUCAUCGGCUCUGUUAUCUUAAUAGUCGGCAUCACCGGAGUGAUUGGAAAUGCACUGGUGGUCUAUGUAUUCUGCCGGAGCCGUACUCUUCGCACCGCUGGAAACAUGUUUAUAGUGAACCUAGCUGUGGCUGAUUUCUUAAUGUCCGUCACCCAGUCUCCUGUGUUCUUUGCAGCCAGUUUACACAGGCGCUGGGUAUUUGGCGAGCGCCCUUGCGAGCUCUACGCCUUCUGCGGUGCCCUCUUUGGAAUCUGCUCCAUGAUGACUUUGACCGCUAUCGCUGCUGAUCGUUGUCUCGCCAUAACUCAGCCUCUCGCCCUAGUAAGCAGAGUUAGCCGACGCAAAGCUGGAGCUGUGUUGGUCGUUGUGUGGCUCUACUCCCUGGGUUGGAGCCUUCCGCCUUUCUUUGGCUGGAGUGCUUAUGUCCCUGAGGGGCUUCAGACGUCUUGUUCUUGGGAUUACAUGACCUUCACCCCAUCAGUGCGUGCGUACACCAUCCUCCUCUUUGUUUUUGUAUUCUUCAUCCCACUAGGCAUUAUAGGCAGCUGCUACUUCGCAAUUUUUCAAACAAUCCGAGCAGCGGGGAAGGAAAUUCGAGAGCUGGAUUGCGGGGAAACGCACAAGGUGUAUGAACGCAUGCAGAACGAAUGGAAGAUGGCGAAAGUCGCUCUUGUAGUCAUUGUGCUUUUUAUUAUAUCCUGGUCGCCCUAUUCUGUGGUGGCUCUCACCGCUACGGCUGGUUAUUCCCAUUUCCUGACUCCCUAUAUGAAUUCAGUACCUGCUGUGAUUGCCAAGGCUUCAGCCAUCCAUAAUCCAAUCAUCUACGCCAUUACGCAUCCAAAGUAUCGUGUGGCUAUCGCCCGUUACAUUCCGGUACUUCGUCCCAUCUUGCGUGUGAAAGAGAAGGACCUUCGUUCCUCUUUUAGCUCUGGCAGUGUUAGUUCUCGUCGUCCAACCCUCACCAGUCAGUGCUCUUUGGGGGUUAGCAUGGGCAAUGCUGCACGAGCUAAUGGCCGCUGGGGGAAGACGCGAUUGUCUUCUGCCUCUGAUAGUGAUUCUUGCUGGACUGAGAGUGAGGCCGAUGGUUCCAGUGUCAGUUCCCUGACCUUCGGUCGUCGUGUUUCCACAGAAAUCUCUACAGAUACUGUCAUUCUCUCAUCUGGAUCAAGUGUUAGCAAUGCUAGUGGGCAGAAAUCUGAGAGGGCACACAAAGUUAUAAGUGUACCAGUGCCGUCUAUUACUUUUGAAACGGAUGCAGCAGACGGGGAAUCUCUGUCUGAUGGGAAGGCUUUGCUUGGAGGGAACUAAAGAAAUGAUACUGCACUUCGUUUGAUUCUAAUUUCCUUAGUAGUAGAAACAGUAGUACUAUUAAUAGUAGUACUAUUAUUUUUGAUUCUGAAUAUAUAAUCUUAUAUUUUUCUUCACUCUGCACGUUGUAAGUAAAGCCCUGGUCAGAUCACACAAAAUUGUUGCGACUUCCUUGAUGUAGGGUCUCGUGGGGAUUCUAAAUGACAAAUAGGCGUUGUGACUCAAGAUUUAACCGUUUCUCUUGCGUAAUGUUGCAUAGUUCACGACAACUGAUACAUGCCUGCAACGCCUUACAACACAGAAAGUCUAGCAUGUUUAAUUUUUUCUCAUUCUUUAUGACGAGUUCUGUCACGUAGAUGACACUGCAAUAAGACCACAUCAUUUCUUGUUUAUAUCAGUGGGUGCUGCCGUUAAUGCGCCGAUAAGGUAAUCAAAAAAUAGACUGCAUAUUUACUUAUGAGUGGGUCACGGGUGGAUAAGAUCAAUCGUUAUUGGUUAUGCAAACGUUAACUACCUUUUCUAAAAUAUUAAGGUGUUUUAAGCAAUUUUAUCUGACAAACUGGCACAAUUAUGCAGACUUCUUCAUUCUCACAACGAGUUUCUGAGUUCUCUCAUCCUUCCAACAAACUUUGUUCUUCCGAGGUAAUCUGGAAACAUGUUUAUCUGCGAAUACAUUGUAAAAGCAUUUCCUGCUUAUUCAAAUUUGUCAUUAACAGUGAAAACAGUUUAAUAUAGGUUUCUCUAAAACUGUGAAUAUUUCACUUUAAUUUUAUUUAGGCUAGAUUAUUAUUUUAUUUAACAAACCAACACAAUAUCACGGCAAUUCAUGUUUUGAAGCGCUUCACCUCAGAUGUCAUUUGUUAUUCUUGUUUAUAGAUAACUGACCGACAAAAGAUUAUUAAAAACAUUAAAAUUAUAGCAAACGAAAUUAGUUUCAAAAAGAUUUUUUUUUCAAGAAAAAUAUACAAAUUAUAUUUUUGUUUGUGCUCUCCACUACUCAACUAUACGGGUGGAUGAUUUGUUUCACUCUGAGGAAAAUAAGGAUUUAAUGAAGGCUUUACUGUGAUUGUAUCACAUAUUUGCUAAUGGGGUGUCACGGUGGCGCAGUGGGUAGCACAAUCGCCUCACAGCAAGAUGGUUACUGGUUUAAGCACCCGCUGGGUCAGUUGGCAUUUCUGUGUGGAGUUUGCAUGUUCCUCCUGUAGUGUAUAUGUGUGUGAAUGAGAGUGUAUGGGUGUUUCCCAGUGAUUGGUUGCAGCUGGAAGGGCAUCCGUUGCGUAAAACAUAUGCUGGAUAAUUUGGCGGUUCAUUCCGCUGUGGUGACCCCUGAUUAAUAAAAAAAUGUGUGAUUUGACCUGGGCUUAUCUUGUAACUUGGUAGUUUUUUUUCAAUUAGUGUAGGAUUUUUCUUUCAUCAAAUGUAUAAAUUUGUUUAUUUGUUUCUAUGCAAUAAAAUCGGAAUAAUCUAGAUGUAUUUCAAAUAUUUAAAAAUUCUUGUUUGUAUUUCAAUAGUUUGAUUAAUGUAUGUAAAUGUUUGACAUAAUAUUUAUUUAAAUAAAACAGCACACAAAUA